Molecule: messenger RNA, 1227 nt
Organism: Vicia faba (fava bean)
Lineage: Eukaryota; Viridiplantae; Streptophyta; Magnoliopsida; Fabales; Fabaceae
Source: the annotation of a GenBank genome assembly
AUGGAUCUUAGCUCUCCAAUCAUCUGCAUCUUUCUGCAUUCCCUUGUAUUUGUUUCUUUGUUUCAUUCUAAUAAUUCUCUAGAAACAAAAAAUCCAUUUGUUAAUCAAACUUUUCAAUCGGUGGAUGAACUUCAUAAGUUGAAGGACACCAUAGCUACUCGUCUUAAGCAACUCAACAAGCCAGCAGUUAAGACAAUUCAGAGCCCUGACGGUGAUAUCAUAGAUUGUGUUUUGACACAUGAACAACCAGCUUUUGAUCAUCCUUUAUUGAAAGGACAAAAACCAAUGGAUCCUCCAGAAAUACCAAAAGGGAAUAAUCAGAUGGGUAAUUUCAGUGAAAAUUUUCAACUGUGGAGUUUAUCAGGUGAAUCAUGUCCAGACGGAACAAUUCCAAUUAGAAGAAUAACAGAACGAGACAUACUAAAAACUAAAUCUGAUAGUAGAUUUGGAAGAAAAUUUCCAAUCACAGACAUUCAUAAGCACCAACAUGCAAUUAGGUAUGUGCAGGGUGGAGAGUUCUAUGGAGCACAGGCUACUAUGAAUGUGUGGACACCACAUCUAGAAAAUCAGAACGGAUUCAGCUUGGCUCAAAUGUGGAUCUUGUCUGGAUCAUUUGAAAAAGACCUCAAUUCCAUUGAAGUUGGUUGGCAGGUAAGUCGCGCAUUAUAUGGGGACCUACGCACUAGAUUUUUCACUUUUUGGACGGCUGAUGCAUAUGGAAACACUGGUUGUUACAACUUAAAAUGCCCAGGCUUUGUUCAAACGAACAAAGCUAUUGCAUUAGGAGCUGCAAUUUCUCCAAUUUCUACAUAUAAUGGAAAGCAGUUUGAAAUUUCCUUAUCUGUAUGGAAGGAUGUAAAAACAGGACAUUGGUGGCUUCGUUUUGGGGAUAAAAUCCUUGGAUAUUGGCCAUCCUCCUUAUUCACAAACUUGAAAGGUGUUGCAACUAUGAUUGAAUGGGGUGGAGAAAUAGUAAAUCUACAUUAUCCAGAAGCUUCUACCACCCAAAUGGGUAGUGGACACUUUCCUGAUGAGGGUUUGCAGAAAGCUGCAUAUUUUAGCCGGAUUCAAGUUUUAGAUUCAAAAUCUCACUGGAAUCAGCCAAAAGAUCUCCAGAAUUAUGCAGAUAGCCCAAAUUGUUAUAGUGUAACAACAGGAGGAGAUGUGCCUGACUGGGGGAGUUAUUUUUACUAUGGUGGACCUGGCAAGAAUAAGAAUUGUCCUUAA